AUGAAUGCAAGCAUUGUCACAAAGGCCGCGGCCCCAGGCCGUUUGUUGUCCAGCCGCAUCACUCGGCAAUCCAAGCUCAAGGAUUCCGUCUGCAGGCGUGCCAGCAUCCACACCGGUACCUUUACGGUCAGGACCACCAAGUCUCAAGCUCCUCGGGUGACAUGCCAAGCUCCCUCAACGAAGCGCGCAUUCCACGCAACUUCUACUGCCCUAGCCCCGAGUGACCCUUACAAGACCUUGGGCGUCGACAAGUCGGCUUCCGCAGGCGACAUCAAGAAGGCGUACUAUGGCCUCGCGAAGAAGUAUCACCCCGACACGAACAAGGACCCUUCCGCGAAGGAGACUUUUGGCGAGAUCCAGAGCGCAUACGAGAUCCUUUCCGACCCCAAGAAGAAGCAACAAUUCGAUCAGUUCGGCGCCGCCGGCUUCGACCCCAGCGGCGGAGCGGGCGGUGACCCGUUUGGAGGUGCCGGCAACCCAUUCGGCGGCGGUUUUGGUGGACAGGGCGGCUUCGGCGGCGGCUUCAACUUUGACGAUAUCUUCUCUGCGUUCACCGGCGGUCAGGGCUCGCCCUUCGGACGCCGUGGCGGCCGAAACCCGUUCCAGCAGGAGAUACUCGUUGGAGACAACAUCGAGGUGCAAUCGAGCAUAUCCUUCAUGGAAGCGGCCAAGGGAACGAGCAAGACCAUCACAGUUACACCCCUGACGGAGUGCGGUACGUGUACGGGUAGCGGUCUGAAGCAGGGCACCAAGAGAUCGGCUUGCGGCACCUGCGACGGAACGGGAACGCGGGUGCACUUCAUGAACGGCGGCUUCCAGAUGGCGUCGACAUGCGGAACAUGCGGUGGAACGGGAACGACGAUCCCGCGGGGCUCGGAGUGCAGGUCCUGCGCGGGUAACGGUGUCGUGAGGGAGCGCAAGACCAUCACGGUCGACAUCCCCGCGGGUAUCGAGGAUGGCAUGAGGCUGCGGGUCGACGGCGCGGGUGACGCGCCCAUCACCGGCAAGAACGCAGAGCCCAACGUACGCACGCAAAAGGGCGACCUCUACGUCUUUGUGCGCGUUGCUUCGGACCCCAAGUUCAAGCGCGCGGGCUCCGACAUCCUCUACACGGCGACGAUUCCCAUCACGACGGCUAUGCUCGGCGGCGAGGUUACUGUGCCGACGCUCGACGGGCAGGUCAACGUCAAGGUGGCCACGGGCACCAACACGGGCGACAAGUUGACGCUCUCGGGCAUGGGCAUGAAGAAGCUGAACGGCCGGAGGGGUGGCUCGGGUGACCUGAAAGUGGAGUUCAGGGUCAACAUGCCCAAGUACCUGAGCGCGAACCAGCGCACGCUGGUGGAGAUGCUGGCGAACGAGAUGGGAGACAAGACGGCCAAGAGGAUCAUGAACGUCACUCCCCAGGGAUCCCAGCCAAUCUCUCCGGACGACCCAGAGUCUCACAAGAACGAGGGUUUCCUCAAGUCAAUGUGGCACACCCUGACGAACCAUCCUGCUCAUCAGAAGGGAUCCGAGACGGACGCCGGCAAGCCGUCUAAUGACACCAACAAGAACGGGGAGAAGAAGGACGAUUCCAAGAAGGAUUCCGGCUCCGGCUCGGCCUAA
This is a messenger RNA of Colletotrichum truncatum, 1608 nucleotides long. RefSeq names its product mitochondrial chaperone DnaJ. Gene Ontology annotation, cellular component: cytoplasm. The record is from RefSeq and is a predicted model, not a curated record. Lineage: Eukaryota; Fungi; Ascomycota; Sordariomycetes; Glomerellales; Glomerellaceae. Gene Ontology annotation, biological process: protein refolding; response to heat. Gene Ontology annotation, molecular function: ATP binding; heat shock protein binding.